CUGCUGCUCAGUGUUCAGUUUCCGAUACUAACAUGGCAUCAAGGGGUGAAUUAUUGUCAUCAAAAUCCACGACACUGUGUAACGAGUGCUCGGGCAUCGUCUUUGAUGACGCCCAGGGAGAUGCCCGCGAUGCUGGUCACUGGAAGCGAAAAGACAGGUAUCCAGCCAGAUCUACCAAUAUUUCGCAAGUCGGCUGCAGCGGGCUGUAUACCUUUUGCGAGUAUCUCUGUUUCGUGGUCGAAGAGAAGCUCCCAAACAAAGCCCCUUCGCAUCACGUUGCAAAGUUCUACAGCGAAAGAUGUUGUAGCAAAGCUCUCCUCGCCUAUGCUAUCGGAAAUCAUCGACGUCACGCGCGAUUGGAUGCCCGACGAUUAUGGCAUCGAACAAGACGGGAUCUACUGGCUCGACUUCAGGUUCGAGUCUGAUGCAUGACGUGAUGGGCCAUGGUCUGUCUGAUGGGUGGAAAGUGCGGGCUAUCGCGUAUCAAGGAGAUGAUGAACAUGUUGCAAAUACUCUCGGUAUUGAGCUCAAACUCCCUGUUUCGGAUGCUCUUGAUUCGUCUUGUAUCAAACGACUCAAAGACAGGGUUUGGGGCUGUGCAAGCAAUCACUCAGGAUGUUAUUACUCUUCAGAGCCAAGGAGUCUUCCCACUCGACUUAUCAAGGUGGGACAGAUAGACGAUGAUAUGGCACGCUUAGUCAUUAGCGAUGGUCUUCCUUCGACAACAUCGUACAUUGCUUUGAGCUAUUGCUGGGGCCCGCCAUCCGUCAGCAAGCCACAGCUCAUCACGACUGCUGCCACUCUUGCAGACCGCCAGACAAAGAUCCCACUCCCAGAAAUGCCAGAGACAAUCAGAGAUUCAGUAGUGUUUGCGCGUCAUAUGGGAAUCAAGUAUAUUUGGAUCGAUGCACUUUGCAUCAUCCAAGACGAUGCUGAAGAUUGGGCCAAAGAGGCCGCACUCAUGUUUGCCGUAUAUCGGCAUGCUACCCUCACCGUAGUAGCAGCCGCAGGUGAUACUUCUCACUCAGGGUUUCUCCAGAGGAGUAGAGCUGGACCUUCGGUUCUGGUCCCAUUCCAGUCUAACAAGAAAGAGGCUAAGGUGUCGGGCACGUACGUCCUAUCAGGCCUCAAUGAACACCGGACCUGGGAUGCCGAUUAUACAAGCCAUAUGCACAACCGCGCAUGGGCCACGCGGGCUUGGACUUAUCAAGAAGAUCUAAUGUCUACUCGAGUGUUAUAUUUUGACAAUCAUACAUCCUACUUUCGUUGUCAGUCGGAACGACGUCUCGAACAUAGCACCAAAGUUUACGACAACGUCCAAAGCUGGCAUCAUCUGCUCUCUCCAGCAUCGAAAGACAUCAACUCUCCUGAGGCAAGAGGAAGAAGGGAAAGUCUUUAUGAGAGAUGGAAAGAUCUGAUUAUCGAGUAUACUAGACGCAAGCUUACCGUUUCUAAUGACAAGUUUUCGGCUUUGUCUGGUUUAGCUCGCACUUUCAGCUCGGCACUCGGAGACGAAUACGUGGCUGGACUUUGGAAGAGUGAUUUGGUACGAGGAAUGCUGUGGCAGACCGUUAUGCAGCCGUCGACACCGAAAGUGUGGAGAGCGCCAUCCUGGAGCUGGGCGUCCAGUGACGCAGAAAUCGGAUGGGACCUGAGAUUCUCACUGCCUCUCAUUCAGCAGUGCAGCAUCGAGUAUAUUCAGAUUGAAGCUGCGGGCUCAGAUUCUUUUGGAAGACUUCAGAGCGCCUGGAUCAUCCUCUGCGCUGUCUGCGUCCCGGUGAUUCUGAGGCCGGUGCAACAGGCCGAAAAUAACCAGGACACGCAUCUUGCGGAGGUUCUCUUCCAUGAAGGAGGGAAGGUCAUGUCACAUGGAUCUUUGGAUGCUGUGGCGCCCUCGGGGCUGAGAAACGACGACACCUUCAAGCUGGCUGACUUUAGCCAAGCUGCUGAAAUCACCGACGUGUCCGCGGUAGUCCUCGCCCUACGCUGCAUCACCCUUAGUCUUGAUGGGAAGUCGGGCGAGAGGAACUUUUCAUCACCAUCAUGCCCAACUGGGCUUUUGGUGAAGAGCAUUCCAGAAAAAAGAGAGAGAGUUGACUCGCUUCCGAUUUACCAGCGACUUGGAACAUUCAGAACGGAGACAAAGGAACAAGCCGAUGAGUGUUGACGCUAUCCCAGUCUCGCCUGAAGUUGAUAUGAUUUCUCGAAUUUUUAGAAGGGAUGAUAUAAGUAAUUUCUAGUCAAUUGUGCUUGUUUAUUUUUAAUAUUAUUUACAGAAG
This is a messenger RNA of Colletotrichum phormii, 2279 nucleotides long. Its product is annotated as heterokaryon incompatibility protein-domain-containing protein. The record is from RefSeq and is a predicted model, not a curated record. The transcript is spliced from 2 exons. Bases 374 to 2167 code for a protein of 597 amino acids. NCBI's taxonomy places the organism in Eukaryota, Fungi, Ascomycota, Sordariomycetes, Glomerellales, Glomerellaceae.